Messenger RNA from Chilo suppressalis (striped riceborer), 1527 nucleotides. The record is from the annotation of a GenBank genome assembly. NCBI's taxonomy places the organism in Eukaryota, Metazoa, Arthropoda, Insecta, Lepidoptera, Crambidae.
UGACAAUGACAUGUAAGCUUUGACACGUCUUAUUAAAGUUGUUCUCAUUAUUUAUCAGGAAGUUCAUAAUUAUUUACACGUUUAUUUUAAUAGUUUAUAUACAAAAUGGCUUUAACAAAAGAAGAAAAAAAAGCAAAGAAGGAGGCCAAGAAACUUGAAAAGCUCAAAGCUGAAACAGAAGCUCGUAAGCAUGCAAAACGUAUGGAGUUACAACGAGAAUUGGCUGCUCAAGCCCGAAAAAAAGGCGAAUUAGACAAAAUGUGGCGUGAAUUAAUGCUGAAGAUUAAGGAGCCUUUGUUCAAACACGAUAUUGAAAUCAUGUGGCAUACCUUUGAGCGAGCGUAUGACAAAAAAGAUCAUUUCAUAAAUCACACAAUGAAGCUAAUGGACAUAGCCGAUGAUCAGUUCCAACGCACCGUUGCCAGUUUUUGCAAUACAAUCGAUAACAUGAUAAAUAAAUUCUUAUCAGAUUUAGAACAAUUGUCUAGGGACAAUGACCGAAGGACCUCGGAGUUGUUGAAAAGCGGCGAAGAUGAUAAAGCUCGCAUAGUGACGGAUCAUGACGCGGCUGAAACACAUUUACAGCUACUCCUGUAUCAUGCUCAUACCACUGCAGAUAAUUUAGCUUGGACUACCCGAGGAGAAAAUCUAGUAAAACAAGACGAAGAUACUAAUAAAUACUUUGGUGAGCGUGAAAACUUAAGGUCAAUUCUUGAGGAUAGAUACAACACGGUUUGGGAAGAAUAUAAAGCUGUUCUGAAAUCCUACAUCGUUGAAACUGCUGACAAUCAAAAGCAGGUGCGUAAAUUACGCCGAAAAGAAAAUUUAAUGGCUGAUAUCAUUGCUGCACAAAGCAAGAAAAUUGCUAAUAGCGACGGAAUGCUUAAACGCCUCCGCAAUGAGUUAGCUGCGUAUGAGUCAGGAACAAAACAAGCUGUGUUUAGAGAUCGGCGCAACCGACACCGUGCUGCAUGUCACAAGCUUAAAAGACGUCUAAUAAAUGGAUGCGCCCUUGACUUGAGACAGAUGGCUACACUGGUCAAAUGUACUGAUGAUACAAUUGAGUGGCUCGAGUCAGCAGCUAAAAAAGGCGAUAAGAUCCUUCGUAUGGCAGCUCUUUGUAGGAAGUUUGAAAGUCAACGUGAAAAAGUUUUGCCCUACGGUUCUACGGGUCCUCACUCGCCGACGCAACUAAAAACUAGUAUGAGACCAUCAAAGUCCGAUGAUUCUUUGGUUAUAAAUGCUAUAUCUUCCACCUGUGGCUUAACAAGACUGUGGCAACGUCUAUCAAAAGCGGAAUUAGUUAGACGAGCUUUAGAACGCGAGAAAAACAUGUUGGAGCUUGAAAACGCGUAUAUUAUGCAAAAAAUACAGGAGCAAAAGGAAAACCCAUCCGGUCCGGAGAUAAAGCAAUGUAAAUGUGACCCUAAUAGAAAAAAGGGAACUGUGCAUCAACCCGUAGCGAUUGACGGUGUUUUUGAAGUUAAUAAAUACAAAUUAAUGUGAAUAAAUAAAAUAUUUCUACCA